ACAACCAUGGAGACCAUCGCACCCCCACCAAAAUUGAGCCACCUCUUUACUCUCCGUUGUGCAGUUGAUCCGCCUAUGGAGAUAGGCCAUGGUCCUUAUGGUCGUCGACGUUGCGUGCCGAUCAAGUCGGGUUCCGUACGUGGGCCCCACUUUAACGGGGAAGUUGUGCCUGGAGGUGCAGAUUUCAUGUUGGUGGAAGAAGACCAGACGACUCACGUUAAUACCAACUAUGUGAUCAAGAGUAACGAUGGGGCAUACAUCUACAUUCGUACCGAAGGCACUCGGGCAGGACCUCCUGAGGUCCUGAAAGCCUUGAUGGAAGGCGGACCUGUUGACCCCAGCCAAUACUGGUUUCAUCUUCACGUCAAGAUUGAAACGGGCCACGAGAAGUACAAAUGGAUGAACGAUCGGGUCAUCGUUGGGCGGGCUACCCGAGCCCAAGGGGAGGUUGCGUACGAUGCGUAUUACCUAGAAAAUUGCCCCUGA
Molecule: messenger RNA, 486 nt
Organism: Penicillium atrosanguineum
Lineage: Eukaryota; Fungi; Ascomycota; Eurotiomycetes; Eurotiales; Aspergillaceae
Product: DUF3237 domain-containing protein
Exons: 3
Source: RefSeq, a predicted model, not a curated record